AUCAGGACCCGAAAGUUCAUGACUAAUCGUCUUCUAUCGCGCAAGCAAUUCGUGAUCGAUGUUCUUCAUCCGGGAAGGCCAAAUGUAUCCAAGGCUGAGUUGAAAGAGAAGCUAGCGAAGCUGUAUGAUGUUAAGGAUCAGAACUCGAUCUUUGUGUUCAAAUUCAGGACGCAUUUUGGCGGUGGGAAGUCUACUGGGUUUGGCCUGAUAUAUGAUUAUGUGGAGAGCGCUAAGAAGUUUGAGCCCAAA
This is a messenger RNA of Dendrobium catenatum, 249 nucleotides long. Its product is annotated as 40S ribosomal protein S24-1-like. NCBI's taxonomy places the organism in Eukaryota, Viridiplantae, Streptophyta, Magnoliopsida, Asparagales, Orchidaceae. Gene Ontology annotation, cellular component: ribosome. The transcript has a single exon. Gene Ontology annotation, molecular function: structural constituent of ribosome. The annotation marks the transcript as partial. Gene Ontology annotation, biological process: translation. The record is from RefSeq and is a predicted model, not a curated record.